This is a messenger RNA of Closterium sp. NIES-65, 4568 nucleotides long. The record is from the annotation of a GenBank genome assembly. Lineage: Eukaryota; Viridiplantae; Streptophyta; Zygnematophyceae; Desmidiales; Closteriaceae.
GAUUCACCUCUCCACCCGCAGUCGCCUCACCUCAGCCUUCCUGUCGUUCUCAGAUUACCUUCCUCUUCGCCUAUCCCUGCACCCGCCCUUCCCUGCACCCGCCCCGCCCUGCAGCGUCUGCCGCUGCGCCAAUCAAGCGAGACCAGCUGCUCGUUUGGGAGAGCCUCGGGACUUCCGAAAUUGAGCGAAUCAGGGCGUGCCAGGUGGCAGUGGCGCGGGCGCUGUACACCGCCGUGAAGGAGAACUGCCUGGCCGGGCCGACAGGUGGCGCCAGCAAUGGCAGCAGCAGCAGCAGCAUGGGCAGCGGCGGGUUGUUUCUAUCGUCCUCCCCGGCCAAGAGCCUCUCCCUUGCCUCUCGCAAUCGCCUCGUCGCCUUCCUCUGCACACUCUUUGGCGGCCCUGUGGCCGAUCACCCCCUAUGCAACUUCACCCAACCUUCCUCUGGGCGGCAGUUGAAGGAUCAAGCAGAGCUCUUGGAAUACAUUCGAGCGACUCACCGCACUCCAUCUCGGCGCUUCUCUGCCGCCCAGCAGUCUCUCUUCAUCCAAAUCCUCAUCAUGGCACUGCAGUCAGUCGUGCAGAAGAUGCCAGAUGAUGCCGUCCAGGCUGCCACCCGUCUGCUGCAUGCCUAUGACGAUGCAGUCGUCUCCUUUGAUGCGUCUUCCUGCCCCCAAGCCGACUUCACAGUGCUGUGGGACUCGACCUCCUUCGCCCGGCGGGCCAUUGCGGACGGCCAGAGGGUCACGUGGGUGUGGAAUGACGACAAUUACCACGAGCUCAGAGGGCCGGUGAGCUCAGAGCCGUUUCUUGGGUUUGGAGCAGGGAGGCUCGGCCUAUCACGGCUUGCCACGUGUGCAUGGGACAACAUCGGGCCCAGAGAUGCGAUGGAUGAGCCUGCGCCAUGCGUGCUGCGGUCGCCUGGCGACAAGGCAGGGGCGCAUUUCACGUACACCAAGGUGUUUGGCACGGCGCAGGACAUGACCGUCAAGGACUCGCCGCAGUCGCUCGCCUCCACUCUCCUCCGCGCCACCCCCCACCCAGGUGCCACCCCUCGCCCAUGUGCCACCCCCCACCCAUGUGCCACCCCCCACCCAUGUGCCACCCCCCACCAUGUUCCACCCCCCACCAUGCACCAGUGGCACUGCCACGUGACAGUCACUCGCACACACACACAUGCAUGCACGGGCCAUCCGUCCUUCAAGCUGCCUCACCUCACCGUCGCUCUCCCCUCCCUCUGCAUGCGCUCUGCCAUCUCGCCCUCUGCCAUCUCGCCUUCUGCCAUCGCCCUCUGCCAUCGCCCUCUGCCAUCGCCCUCUGCCAUCGCCCUCUGCCAUCUCGCCCUCUGCCAUCUCGCCCUCUGCCAUCGCCCUCUGCUAUGGCCCUCUGCCAUGGCCCUGUGCUCUGCGAUGCUCAUUGCAACCAUCCCUGCAACGUGGCACUCUCUCACCCAUCCUCUCGCCUGUCUCCAUGCACUGCCCUCGCCCUGCCCACCCGCCUGCCCCCCAGCAGAGCCGCCACCAGCCACGUCUCUGCGGCCGUACGAGCAGCUGCUGGCCACGCGCUGUGCGCCCGCCUGUGCGCUGGCCAUGCUGGCCAAUGGCCGCUGCGACCCCGCAUGCAACGUGGUUGCCUGUGACUUCGAUGGGGGCGACUGCGCCUGCGCCGCAGCCGACGCUGCUGGGGCUGGCGGCAGCAGCAGUGGCAGCGCUGGAGCCGAUGUGCAGUGGUAUUGUGAUUCUCCAUCCUCCCCUAUUCUUCCCCCGCUGCCCCCCUCUGCUCCCUCCACCUGUGCUGUGCGCCACCCACCGGGGGGAUCUGGGUCAUGCAAUGUGUGCUUCCGUGCAACGUCUGCUUCCCCAUCCUCCCCCAUUCUCCUCCCCCUUCACGCCCCCCCCCCCUCCCCCCCCCCCUUCUCCCCCGAAUUCUCUCGACCUUCUCCCGCUUGCUCCACAGCGUGCUGUGAGGCGGCCGGGGUGGGAGAGGGCAUCAAGGUGCCCUUCAGGCUGCGCCGCUUCGGCUCCACCGUGCAUCCCCUCGACGCCACUCCCGCCACCAAUGCCUCUCUGCUGCCGCGCACUGUCUCCCAGUACAACAGUGUGCUGGUGGGGCUGGUCAUUGUGCAGUACCGCUGGAACUCUGACCGCUGUGGUAACAGCAGGUUCCACUUCCAGGACGCAUGUGUGGGGGGGGAGUCGUCGAGGGCGUUUGGGGUGAACCCGGUGUUCCUGCCGUCCUCGUCGCUCUACAACCCCAAUGUCGCCGUCAGCAACACCACUGCCUUCACCAACCAGCCCUUCGCCAACCCCUUUGAGCUCAACGCCAAGGGGCUGCCCUUCGGCUUCCAGCAGCUCGUGAGUCCCACCUCGCCUUCACCCAUGCGCACCACCUCCCCCUCCAGUCCAGACCCCUUCCUUCCUUUGCCCGGCAGCGGGCGCUUCCCGAUCGUGUUUGACGUGAAUCUGGACAACGCGGGGGCAACGCGGCGGCUGCAGUACUUGGUGGACGGCUUCUUCAUCGACAACUACACCCGCACCAUCCACGUUGGCCUCAUCACCCGCAAUGCCAACGAGCAUCUAUUCACGGCCACCAAGGCCACCCUGACGGUGCAGUCGGGCGGCAGCAUGGAGGCGUCAUUCCAAGUGCAGCCGGUGAACGUGGAGUACUACAACAUGAAUGAGAGCAGCAACGUGCUGCGCCUCGUGGUCGAGCUGCUCUUUGUGGCCGCGGUGGCGUGGAGCAUCGUGGAGGAGGUGAAGGAGAUGCUGUGGACGUGGAAGGUGCAGCGCCGCUCCUUCUGGCACUACGCAAGCAAGGGCUGGAACUGGGUGGACUGGCUCUCCAUCGCCCUCCAGAUCACCGCCAUCGCCAUCUGGAUAUCAGUGGCGGUGACGCGAGCACAGGGGUUCACCAUCCAGCCUCACUACGACAUCUACUACACGCUCGACGACAACCCGCGCUACUGGUCGCUGCCCAACCCACCCGUGGGCUAUCAGGCCGCCAUGUCAGCAGUGGACACGCUUGGCUUCGUCACCAACCUCUGCGCCGUCUACUUUGCCCUUCAGGGCAUCAAUGUGUUCAUCAUGGUGCUGCGCCUCUUGAAGCUGAUGGACUUUCAGCCCAACAUGGGCAUCAUGACUCGCUCCCUCCGAGUCGCCAUGCCGUCUCUCCUCCACUUCUUCAUUCUCUUCUUCGUUGUCUUCGUGGCAUACGCCACCUACGGCUACCUGGUGUUCGGGAUGACCUUAGUACAGUUCAGCACGCUGUGGCUGUCCCUGCAGACCUGCUUCUACAUGAUCGUAGGGCAGUUCGGAGUGUUCUGGUUCCAGCAGAUGGUGGGGUGGCAGUACGCGGCGGCCAUGGUGUUCUGGUUCUCCUUCGUCAUCAUCUUCUGCUUCAUCCUCUUCAACUUCCUCAUCGCCAUCAUCGUGGAUGCCUUCAUGGCCGUCAAGGAGUCGACGGAGAAAGCACCGGCAAUCUACCAGGAUAUGUACUUGAUUGUGGUGCGCUUCGUCCGCCGCGUGGCAUCGCCGUACACAAGGUACAGCCGCCUGCUGCGCCACCUCAUUCGCCUCGGAGCAGAGAACACCGCCAAUGCGGUCAUGGAGGUGAGCGGCCCGGCCAGGGAGAAGAGCCUUCAACAGUCCGGCCAGCAGUGCUUUGCGUCGAGCCUUCAGUGCGGCAAGGAGAUGAGAGGCAGCAAGCGUGAUACUGAUGGGGGCAGGCUGGAGGAUGCUGUUCGUGAUGGCAAUCCGGGGAUAAAUGGGGUGGAGGUGGUGGGAAGAGAGGGAAAAAUGGAUCCUUUUGAGGCGCAGCAACAAGUGUCAGCGAUGGUGGGAGCAGAUGAGACUAACUUAAGCCGGGCUGAGAGCAAGAAGGGGGUAUUGCCGAAUGGUGGGGUCGCCAAGUCCCAGGCAGCCGGCAGCACCAACACUCAGGUGGACGCCCAUGCUUCCACCACCCCUGCUGCUAAUCCUGGCAGCACCGCUGCAGGUGAUGCUGGCAGCACGGGUGGCAGCAUGGUGGAGCCGGCAGUGCAGAGGCGGCGGAGCUUCUGGCGGCUGAAAACGCUGGAUGAUUGGGAGACUGUGGUGGUGGUGGGGGAGAGGCAGCUCAACGCCCACUCGCUCUCUUCCAUCCUGCGCCGCGCACACGCCCGCAUGCGGCGCUCUCUCUCCGACGAGCAGGAGGGGGACCCCAUGGACGUGGCAGCGCUGGGGGCGGUGCUGCUGUCGGAGCUGGGGGAGAGCGCGCCGCCUGCCGACGCCACGGCUGCAAAUGGAGGCGAGGCGGCAAAGGAGGGCGACCUGCUGGCCAUGCAGCAGCACGUGGAGGCGCUGCGGGCCGACGUGGCCCGUGGCUUCGACCAAGUGAGGCAGCAGCUCACCACCCAAGUCCAGAGCUCCCAUUGCAACCAGUUGCCACAGGAAGCCAGUCCGAGCCUGCUCCCGAACCCGCUAGGCAAUGGUUCGGAGGAGGCUGGGCGAGAGGUGUGGCAGCAGGUUUUGAUGCAGGUGGAGAAGAUUCGGAAGGAGGCUCAGAAGGAGCGAGAAGAGGCUGAGGAGUUGUAA